GAGGCUGCGGAGGCUGCGGGAGCCCAUGGUCCCCACCCUGCGCGGGGCAGCUCUUCUCCCGCAGCCGGCCUGCUAUGUGUGACUGAUCACCGCAGCUGGAGGGGACAGCCUGGGAAGAGAGAUGGACAGUCAGCCGAGCGGUUGGAAGGAUAAGGUUGUUGACCUCCUUUACUGGCGAGACAUUAAGAAGACAGGAGUGGUGUUUGGUGCCAGCUUGUUCCUGCUGCUUUCAUUAACAGUGUUCAGCAUCGUGAGCGUGGUAGCUUACAUCGCCUUGGCCCUGCUUUCCGUGACCAUCAGCUUUAGGAUAUACAAGGGAGUUAUCCAGGCAAUCCAAAAGUCUGAUGAAGGCCACCCAUUUAGGGCUUACUUGGAGUCUGAUGUAGCUGUGUCUGAAGAGCUUAUUCAGAAAUACAGUAAUGUUGUGCUUGGUCAUGUUAAUGGCACAGUCAAAGAGCUGAGACGUCUCUUCCUAGUGGAUGACUUAGUUGAUUCUCUGAAGUUUGCAGUGUUGAUGUGGGUGUUCACUUACGUUGGUGCCUUGUUUAAUGGUCUGACAUUACUGAUUCUGGCUUUGAUUUCGCUUUUCAGUGUUCCUGUUAUUUAUGAGAGACAUCAGGCCCAAAUUGACCAUUAUUUGGGACUUGUGAACAAGAAUGUCACAGAUGCAAUGGCCAAGAUCCAAGCAAAGAUCCCUGGGUUGAAGCGCAAAACUGAGUAAAAAGCCUGAAGCAACUGAUGGAUAGGAAGUUCGUCUUUUAAGGGGGAAAAAAAUACUCAUUUAGAUUUACAUGGGGAGGGUCAGGGAAUAGCAAAACCCUUGACAUUGCAGUGCAAUUUCACAGAUCUUUAUUUUUUAGCAACGCAGUGUUUGAGGAAAAAUAACUGUUCUGACUGCCAUGUGUUUCAUCAUCUUAAGUAUUGUAAGCUGCUAUGUAUGGAUCUAAAACUAAUCAUCUUUCUUUAUCCUGUGUGCAGCACUGGCUAAUAAAAAAGAUUUGAGAAAGCUGUACAUUUUGCUUCACCAGAGGUAGUCCCUGCUGCGUUCCAGAAGAGGUGUAGUGCAGGUGGAGUGGAGGAGAACACUUCCCAGUUUGUGCACUGUGUAUGGUCUGUGUAGAUUGAUGCAGAUUUUCUAAAAUGAGAUGUUUUAGAAGAAUAUACCAUUUUAGCAAGUUUUGAAAAAUCUUGCCUUUUUGGUAUGAGUAUAGCUGUAUUGUGAUUUUAUUGUUUUAUCAAUUGCCAAUAUAUAUAUAUAUAUGUGUUUCACAAAGCUUAGAUCUUUCAGCUGCUCCACAGUGCUUCAUACUUCAGAGAAUUGACUGAGUUCUGGACUAGCUCCAUAGCACACAAGCUUGAAAAACUAAACUGUCUCAAACACUAGCAUCUCUUUAAAAAAACCAAAACCCACAACAAACAAAAGAGAAAAGAACAAAGGAACAUUCAUGUAUAUUAAAAUUACAGCAUACACUUUGUUGCACAAACGUACAGUAGCUGAUUCUGAGCAAAUAAUUCUACAGUCUCUCAAACUCUGAUAAUCUGUGGACCGAAUAUCUAAUGCUGCAAAUGUUGUUUGGAAACUUAAACAUUGUUAUGCAAGGAAUGAUGAAUGAAAAUUUAUACACUUGCAGUUUAAGCUGUAUUGAACUAAGUCUGUGGAAUGCAUUGUGAAAUGUAAA
Molecule: messenger RNA, 1679 nt
Organism: Chaetura pelagica (chimney swift)
Lineage: Eukaryota; Metazoa; Chordata; Aves; Apodiformes; Apodidae
Product: reticulon-4-like
Exons: 7
Coding region: 122-721 (199 amino acids)
Biological process (GO): endoplasmic reticulum tubular network formation; brain development; neuron differentiation
Cellular component (GO): postsynaptic density; neuron projection
Source: RefSeq, a predicted model, not a curated record